UCUGCCGCCAGGAACGACCAGUAGUCAAGAUGAAGGUGAAAUGGACCAUGCUGGGGAUGGUGGUCUUCUUUCUACUCUCUGUUAUCAUGACCUUUGGCUUCAUAUGGCAGUACAGGAUACCAAAGCAGAAGAAAGAAGUCCAAGAGAGAAAAGUGGAAGUAGAGGAGAUGUGUCCUCGCUUCCCUGAGCCUGUGCCCCUCCAACAUCCCAUCACUUCUCUGAGGGUCGCCUUGGAAAAAAUUGAUAUCCUCCUGAGGACGACCGUUUUCAAGACCAAACUGCCGGCCAUAUCAGCCAUGGUGGUUUUAAACGACUCAGUUCUGUGGAACGGAAACUUUGGCAAGAAAAACAUCAGCGACCCGACCUCAGUGGCACCCAAUGAGUAUACAGUGUACAGAAUCGCGAGCCUCUCGAAGAUCUUCCCCGCUCUGAUGCUCUACAAAAUGUGGGAGAACGGCCAGGUGGGCUCGUUGGACGACCCCCUGGAGAAGUACGCUGACAACUUCACCAUCAAGAACCCGCUGGGGAAAGGCGGGAGGCCAGCCUCGUCGUCUGUCAGGACCUCCGGCAGCAGAUCUCCUGCUCUCACCCUGCGCAGGAUGGCCAGCCAGCUCUCUGGGUUACCCAGAAGAUUAAGGUCAACUAAUCUCCUCUGGAGCGGGGACACAGAGGAAGCCCUUAAUUUGUUACAGGAUGAUGUCCUCGUGGCCGAUCCAGGCACCAAAUGUCAUUACAGCAAUGUUGCUUUCUCGUUAUUGGCCAACGUCUUGGCCAGGAAGGUGGCUGGCACAGACUUUGAGAGCUGGUUGUCUGAAAACAUUCUGAAGCAGCUCAACAUGGAGGACACCGGCUUCAACAUAACUCCAGCCGUUCAGAAGAGAAUGGCCGUUGGCGUGUACAGCAACGGCCAGCCGGCUCCCCUCUACAACCUGGGCUGGUAUCGACCCGCGGGUCAGAUGUAUUCCACCGCUGCUGAUAUGGCCAAGCUCAUGAUGGGUCUUCUGGGCGCUUACAGCGGGAGACCCCUUCGCCAGGACACCCUGAACACGAUGAUGACGCCGCUCUACAAAUGCCACAGCAGCUACUUUGCCAACUCCACGGGAACGCCGUGGGAGAUCAACGAUCAGCAUGGCUACGACGUCGUGAGGAAAGACGGGGACCUGGACGGCUACGCUGCGACCCUCUCACUGGUGCCAAAGCUCAAGCUGGGAAUGGUGGUCCUGAUGUCCGGGGUCCGGCCUUCAGAUAAAGACCUUGUGACUCAGGCCUACAGCUUGCUCAUCCCUGCAAUGGAGAGCGCCUUCAGGGAAGCUAAACGGACCCUCAGACCGCCACCCAACCCGUAUCCAUAUGUGGGCUUCUAUACUUACAGGAACAUGACUUUCUAUCAGAUUAAGGUGGAUUCAGAUGGGGUGCUGAUCAUGCAGCAGUUUGGACCACAGGUCGACACAACCGUGCCAUCCAAGUACCGGACUAUUCGCCUGGACUACCUGCAGGAGAGAGUGUUCAGGGUGGUGUUCGAGAAGCCGUAUCCGUGCAAGCUGAAGGUUCACACCGCCUCGGUCUCCCUGGAGGCGCAGGACCGACAGCUCUUUAACUUUUACCUUUUCAACAAGAGGGGCAUAUCGCCAGGGUUCGACUCCCCAGGACUCAACACUUACAAGGUGACGCGGAUAGGAGGCAGACCAUACUUUGCAUCAUGAGGAAAGGGAAAGAGACGCUCAUCAAGUUCAUCACUGGAACUGGGAUUUGUGGGAAACGUGAUAUGGCAACACCUGGCAAUUUUUUUGACUGACAAUCCAGUAAUCAAGUGUUCAUUGUCUUGGAUUCUACCUUGCUAAGGGUGAAGUGAAUAUUCUGGAUUUAUUUUGUAUCAUUAUUAUUAUUAUCUUGUCCUCUACCCAUAGUAGAUUCCAAUUCUCUCAUUUAGUCUUGUUGAAAUAUUCAUAUUCAUUUUAAAGCGAUUCUUCAGCACAAACUAACUGAUAAAAAUGUUUACUGUAUAAAUGUUUGCCGCCACGUGAUUGGUCGAUGGACAAUGUGGCGGUAACUCUCUUUGACCUUUAAGUGCCUGCAGUAUGACCCAGCUAAGAGAAUAAACACAAGUGAGUGACAGGUCAAGUGAUCAACAUUUCCACCAUGACAGUAUGUAAACAUGUUUAUUUGGAACAGGAGAGCAAGACAGUACGCUGAAUAAAACCUAUGUUAUAUACAGAGGUUUUGUCAAGUCUGAUUUUAGUGUUUAU
Labrus bergylta (ballan wrasse) is the source of this 2246-nucleotide messenger RNA. Its product is annotated as putative beta-lactamase-like 1. The record is from RefSeq and is a predicted model, not a curated record. NCBI's taxonomy places the organism in Eukaryota, Metazoa, Chordata, Actinopteri, Labriformes, Labridae.